Thamnophis sirtalis is the source of this 927-nucleotide messenger RNA. Lineage: Eukaryota; Metazoa; Chordata; Lepidosauria; Squamata; Natricidae. The record is from RefSeq and is a predicted model, not a curated record.
CGUUCUGUCAAGUGCUUUGAAAACAGCUGACAACGGCGGAUAAUGUGCUGACGAGCAUUAUGGGCAGGCGGUACCCGGGAGCCCACUAUCGUCAAAGCAAUUCAUUUGAUUCCGGUGUGGAAACCUUGGCGGGGUUUAUGGCAAGCAACGGCACCUCAGACGUUGUGAAUCGGAACGGACCCGCCACGCCCCCCAACACCCUCCAGCUGCGCUCCUCUCACAACGAACUGCUGAAUGCCGAAAUCAAGCACACGGAGGUCAAGAACGGCACCCCUCCCAAAUGCCGGAAGAAAUACGCCCUGACCAACAUUCAGACCGCCAUGGGUUUAUCAGACCCUGCCGCCCAGCCGUUGCUGGGAAGCAAUUCCUCCAACAUCAAGCUGGUGAAAAACGGAGAAAACCAACUUAGGAAGGCAGCCGAGCAAGGACAACAAGAUCCCAACAAAAACCUCGCUGCUCCCUCCGUGACGACGGGUCUAAACAUAACUUCUGAGAAGUUGGAGGGGAAGGAACCGAGCCAACAGGACUCUUCCGGCGGCGAAAUCCUGCCCACCCAGCACCGAAGAUCGAAGAGCUUCCUAAACUACUAUGCAGACCUUGAGACCUCAGCCAGGGAGGUGGAGCAGAAUUACGGGGAGAGCCAAGUGGCGGAGGAGAAGUUGUCUUCACAAUGCAAUAGCCAAGCCUCCCUGGUCAUGGGGAACGGGGAGACCUCGCCUCAGAAGCAAAACGAGGCGGCGAGUCCCGAAGAUGGGCCGGCGGUGACCGUCUCUUCCAGUCCGGAGACUAAAAAGGAUCACCCUAAAACCGGCGCCAAGACCGAUUGUGCGCUGCACAGGAUCCAGAACCUGGCUCCGAGUGACGAAGACUCCAGCUGGACCACGUUGUCUCAAGACAGCGCCUCUCUGAGUUCCCCGGAUGAAACGG